AUGGAUGAAAACACAGAAACUUUCAAAGAACAAUUAUCAAAUAGUGUAGACUGCUCAGCUAAAACCAUAAAUGCCCCAGUAGUGGGUCAACUAUUUGGCAGUUGGGAAGAAUUAGACUAA
Dentiscutata erythropus is the source of this 120-nucleotide messenger RNA. The record is from the annotation of a GenBank genome assembly. Lineage: Eukaryota; Fungi; Glomeromycota; Glomeromycetes; Diversisporales; Gigasporaceae.